AUGGAGAACAAAGACAUAACCUACAUUAUAUAUGCCUUUGUGAAGGUUAGUGAUCCUGAUAUGCAUGCCUCGUGGAGGAGGCUAUUGAUGCAAAAUGUCGAGGGGGAUGUGCUUAAGCCCAUAAGGGAGUCACCGAGGGAGGCAAAAGUGCUAUUUUAUGUGAUGUUCAAAGGGGAUUUAUCCCUGAAUGAGUUUCGAGGCGGGCAAACUCCCGCUUGGAGAACUCACAGUGAGAGACGUCGUGAGGCCACGGUUGUGAGAAUUGGGCUAUUCUCUAGUAACUCUCAUGAGAAUGAAGAUUAG
Messenger RNA from Prunus armeniaca (apricot), 303 nucleotides. Lineage: Eukaryota; Viridiplantae; Streptophyta; Magnoliopsida; Rosales; Rosaceae. The record is from the annotation of a GenBank genome assembly.